This is a messenger RNA of Recurvomyces mirabilis, 675 nucleotides long. RefSeq lists its product as uncharacterized. The coding region runs from base 1 to 675 and encodes 224 amino acids. Lineage: Eukaryota; Fungi; Ascomycota; Dothideomycetes; Mycosphaerellales; Teratosphaeriaceae. The record is from RefSeq and is a predicted model, not a curated record. The transcript has a single exon.
AUGCCUUACAACCCUUACUUCGAUCCGGUCUUCGGCCCACGUCUAAAUCCCUACGCUCGCAUAAUGCCGGUGCGUGUGCCGGUGGCCGUCGCAGUCCCUGUCUACAUUCCCGUCCCUGUCACGUUGCCGGCUCCAGCUCAGCGCCAGUCCACCGAGGGUCGCCGAGCUACAUCCAGCGCUUGCGAAGUCAAUGGUAGCGGGUAUGUCCAGGGCGAGGUGAGGGACGCUGGCCGGAGCAGACGCGAGCAGACCCAACGCACUUCUCGUAGGGAGCGCCCCGGCACGGAGGUUCAGGGCAGAGAGCUCGUCCGUCAGACUCAGCGCCGCGAGGCAGCCCGUCAGACUGUGUAUUCUGACUACCCCCGCCAGGCCCGUGACCAGCAGGCCCCUGUCAACAACCAGCCGGCUCAGAGCCGCUAUCGCGACGACUGUCGUCAAAAGGCGCCAGCCCCGCAAAGCCGCCGCGCCGAGCAGCGCACUCAGUGCGACAACGUCAACGACCGCCCAACUCGCCGUCAGUUGCAGUACGAUCAGGAUCGCACGCCACAGCAGGGGUAUCGUCAACAAGUGCAACCUCUGCAGCCCAUCUAUGAGGAGCGUUAUCCUCCCCGUCAACAGCCUCAAGGUGGUGAGGAUAGCUAUACCCGUCGCGGCGAGGAUCGUCGCCGCAACUAG